Messenger RNA from Lobosporangium transversale, 1456 nucleotides. RefSeq lists its product as hypothetical. The record is from RefSeq and is a predicted model, not a curated record. Gene Ontology annotation, molecular function: mRNA binding. Lineage: Eukaryota; Fungi; Mortierellomycota; Mortierellomycetes; Mortierellales; Mortierellaceae. Bases 175 to 1212 code for a protein of 345 amino acids. Gene Ontology annotation, cellular component: cytosol. The transcript has 3 exons.
CUCUUUGUUUCCAAGUAGUUCCCUGCUAAUAUUAUCAUCUCUUUUUCUUUCUUCCUUCUUCUCAUCCUUUUCCCCCUACGCGUCCCCCAGCAAUUCCUCCUGCCCUCUUCCUUUACCUCAUCGCUGCUGCCCUGUCCAAUUUCGUGAUUAAAAGAAUCAGCGUUUAUAGUCAUCAUGAGUGAAGCUUCAACUACUAUUCCAACACCCACUACUCAAGCUGUCGCCGAGGAGGAUGGCCACAAGGUUUUUGUCGGCAAUCUUUCCUUUCAAACCACUGCGGAUGAGCUUGCCGAGCUCUUCAGUAAACCCAACCCUGUAUUGUCGGUCAAUAUUAUUACCCGUUUCCCUCGUGCACAACGCUCCGCUGGAUAUGGUUUCGUAGCAUACGAGACCUUAGCUCAGGCUGAAACUGCUGCCGCCACUUACCACAAGGCCGAAUUGGGUGGUCGUCAGAUCAAUGUCGAGGUGGCCAAGCCUCGCACUGAGCGUGGUCCUAGAGAGAAGGCCCCCAGACAACCUAAGAGCGAGAACAAGGAUGCGACGGCCGGUGAAGCCAGUGAAACGGCAGAGUUCAGACCCAGGACUGGUCGUAAUAGCCGCAAAGGCAGCCGCAAAGGCAAUCGCAAUAGGGCAGCUCGUCAAAACGAAGGUGAAGAAGGCACAACAGGUGAGGAAACUCCUGCUGACAACACUGCUGCUGCCGCUGCCGCCAAUGGUGAAGCCAAGGAGGGCGCCAAGGAUGACAAGGAGGGCACCAGACGCCGCAGGCGCAACAACCGCCGUAGCCCUAAAGAAGCUACUCGUGGCGACUCUUCAGUUGAAGGCAACGCUACUUCGUCAGCCCGCACUCGUCAGACUGGACCUCCCUCCAAGAACACCAUCUUUGUCGCCAACCUUCCCUUCUCAAUGAACCCUCAAGGAUUAAAGGAUCUUUUUUCGGAGUUUAAAGUUGUCAAGGCACACAUUGUUCGCCGCCGUCCAAUGCGCGGUGGUAGGAGUCGUCCUUCGAACUAUGGAUUUGUCGAGCUAGAGAAUGAGACUGAGCAGUUGAAUGCGCUUAAGCUGAACGAUUUUGAGAUAGAUGGCCGUCAACUGGCCGUCAAAAUUGCCCAUUCUGAGGAACAGGCUCCCGCGAAGGAGCAGAUCUCCGCGAAUGAGCAGGAAGAGGCCACUGAUACUGACGCUACCUCCGCUCCGGAGGUCGUUGCUUAAAACAUAAAAAGUUGGCAAGAAACCACUCAGCUCAGUUACAAGCAUAAAUAGAAAAAUCGUUGUGUCGGAGACGGCGACAGAAUCGAAGAAAGAGUAUAGGAAAAAUAGAUGCUGGGAGCAAGAUUAUUGUUUUCUUUUUAUUUAUCUCAUGGGCGUUCUGCUUUUAUUCUAUCUUUCUGUUUUCUCGCGCAAUAUAUUUUGUCUUUUUUCCAUAAUAAAAAACUUGUACAUUUGUAUAUAAGAC